Messenger RNA from Copidosoma floridanum, 1311 nucleotides. Its product is annotated as DNA primase small subunit-like. Lineage: Eukaryota; Metazoa; Arthropoda; Insecta; Hymenoptera; Encyrtidae. Gene Ontology annotation, biological process: DNA replication, synthesis of primer. The record is from RefSeq and is a predicted model, not a curated record.
UUUAUACUGUGGUGUUACCAAAAAUGUUUGAAACGUAGAAAUUGUGAAAGACGUAAAGUUUAGUUGAAAAAAAAAAUGAACAAUACUUGCUUUGAAGAUACACUUUCAGUUUAUUUUUCAAGACUAUUUCCAUAUGACUAUUUUCACAAGUGGCUCAGUUAUGGCGAUGAAAAGACGUUUAGCCACAGAGAAUUUGCAUUUAAUUUUGAGGGAGAAAGAUUCUUGAGGCACCAAGCAUACAAGGAUAUAAAUGGUUUGAAACAAGUGAUAAAAAAGUUGCACCCCGUUAAAAUAGAUAUUGGAGCUGUUUUCAACAUUUCACCCUUGAACAGUUUGAGAGAAAAGCGUUUUUAUCCUGUCCAAAGAGAACUUAUAUUUGAUAUUGAUGUUACUGAUUAUGAUGAUGUAAGAACUUGCUGUAAGGGAGUGGACAUGUGCUCUAAAUGUUGGAAUUACAUGAUAGUAGCUGUAAAAAUUUUAGAUGCAGCCUUAAGAGAGGAUUUUGGAUUUGAAAAUAUCUUGUGGGUAUUUUCUGGCAGACGAGGUAUUCAUUGUUGGGUUUGUGAUCAUAGAGCCCGUUUGUUGAAAAGAGAUGCAAGAUGGGGGGUAGCUACUUAUUUGCAAUUAGUAACUGGUGGUGAAUUUAUGAAAAAAAAAGUAACAAUAGGUAGUAAGAUCCAUCACUCUGUCAAAAGAGCCCUUGAAGUCAUUCAACCAGUUUUCAUAAGCAUGUGCGUUGAAAAUCAAGACAUGCUCGGUACCGAGGAAAGGGUAUUGAAAUUUCUGGGAAUCAUUGCUGAUGAUGAAAUGCGUGCAGAAGUACAAGACCUAUUUGACGAGCAUUGUACUAGUCUUACAAAAUGGAAUGCGUUUAUCAAAUUUUUUAAGAAACAGAUUGAAUCAGAAAAUGAAAAAUGGUGCAAAACACCAUAUCUUAUUGAAGAAAUCAUGCUUCAGUAUGCAUAUCCACGAUUAGAUAUAAAUGUAACAUUGGGAAUGACCCACUUGUUAAAAGCUCCUUUUUGUGUACACCCAAAAACUGGAAAAAUCGGUGUUCCUAUUGAUCCAAUGGAUAUUGAUGAUUUUGAUCCUUACAACAUCCCAACUAUAUUAGAGCUGUUUGAUGAAAUUGAUAAAUUUGACAAACAAGCAACAGAGCAAGGAAUGACCAUAGAAAAAUUGAAAGAAAUAGAAGAUGUAAAAAAAACUAGUCUUGAAAAGUAUAUGUGCAUAUUUGAAAAUUUCUUACAGGAUUUGGAAAAUACGUUCAAAAUAACUGCACCAAACGACAUUAAUUUGGAGAGUGAUUAA